Messenger RNA from Arthroderma uncinatum, 2154 nucleotides. Its product is annotated as Sodium/hydrogen exchanger. Lineage: Eukaryota; Fungi; Ascomycota; Eurotiomycetes; Onygenales; Arthrodermataceae. Bases 1 to 2154 code for a protein of 717 amino acids. The transcript has 6 exons. Gene Ontology annotation, molecular function: sodium:proton antiporter activity. Gene Ontology annotation, biological process: vacuolar acidification; sodium ion transport; proton transmembrane transport. The record is from RefSeq and is a predicted model, not a curated record. Gene Ontology annotation, cellular component: fungal-type vacuole membrane; late endosome; early endosome.
AUGGCAACCAAUUUUAUAGGCGGCGUUAUUUCAAAGGUUUUAAGGCGAAGAGAAGAUCAAGAGGAUCCCGAUGACCCCCCCGAAGCUGGGGAACGGGAGUUCUGGACCUCCUGGGCUCUGUUCAUCCUUAUAAUACUAUUGAUUACGGCCCUGUUCACUAGCUACUUGCUUAAACAGAAGCGCAUUCAGGCAGUGCAUGAAACGGUUUUAUCUAUAUUUGGAGGAAUGGUUGUUGGGCUUAUUAUUAGAUUUACGCCAGGAACGCUGAUUCAGAAAUCCGUCAGCUUCGAUUACCAGUUCUUCUUCAACCUUCUCCUUCCACCUAUUAUAUUGGCAUCAGGAUAUGAGUUGCAUCAGGGCAACUUCUUCCGGAAUAUCGGGAGUAUUCUUACCUUUGCGUUUGCGGGAACGUUCAUCUCCGCUUUAGUCUUAGGACUCAUCUUAUACCUCUGGACACGGAUUCCCCUCGAGGGACUAGAUAUUUCCUUCGUUGAAGCAUUUUCCGUUGGGGCGACGCUUUCCGCUACCGAUCCUGUCACCAUUCUUGCAAUAUUCAACGUUUACAAGGUCGAGCCUAAACUAUACACGGUCAUCUUUGGAGAAUCUAUCUUAAACGAUGCUAUUGCUAUUGUUUUGUUUGAGACGGCUCAGAGAUACAAACCAGGCAGCGCAGCAGGAUCUCUGACAGUGCUCAGUCUCUUCGAGGCUAUCGGCAUCUUCUUAAUUGUGUUCUUUGGCAGCCUCUUUAUUGGCGUGGUUGUUGGAAUAGGCACUGCACUGGGCCUCAAAUAUACACACGUUCGCCGCGACCCUAAAAUCGAGAGUUGUCUUAUUCUCUUGAUAGCUUACGCUUGCUAUUUCUUCUCAACUGGAAUUCACAUGUCGGGUAUUGUGUCAUUGUUGUUCUGUGGAAUGACGUUGAAACAUUAUGCCUAUUACAAUAUGUCUCGCAGAACACAACUCACGACCAAGUACAUCUUCCAGAUUAUGGCGCAGCUCUCAGAGAAUUUCAUAUUCAUCUAUCUGGGCCUAGACUUGUUUACCGACGAAAACUUACAAUUCAAACCUCUCUUUAUUAUGGUGUCGGUUGUGGGAAUCUGCGUGGCUAGGUAUCUAUCUGUAUUCCCACUAUCCAAGGCCAUCAACUGGGUCAUUCGAUAUCGAGCUGCAAACAGAGGUAGGGACGUGGCAGAUGAACUACCAUACCCUUACCAAGCCAUGCUUUUCUGGGCAGGGUUGCGAGGAGCGGUCGGUGUUGCUCUAGCUGCCGGGCUCGAGGGAACCAAUGCUCCCGCUUUACGUGCAACCGUUCUAGUCGUUGUUGUCUUGACGGUCAUUAUAUUCGGAGGCACAACUGCCCGAAUGUUAGAAAUCUUGGACAUUCGCACCGGGGUCGUUGAAGAAAUAGAUUCAGACGAUGAAUUUGAUAUUGAAGUAACGAAUGGUGGCACGUACUACAAACGAUCUGGAACUGGAAUGGGUCACACCCCACGCAGAAGUGACUUCCAGCUAGGCUCUGUUGAUAGGGAAAACGAUAUCAACAGGACUAGUCAUGGCUUCUCGAGCGGUAGCAAUGGCCGACUCACCCCCCAGGCAGCUGAAGGCCCUGGCACUCUUGCGAGAAAGAAAUCCUCGUAUUCCAAUCGGGAUCGUACUCGAUCGCGAGACGGAGCUUCGACACGAGAAUUGCUCGGUCGAAGUGGAAGUGGUAGUGGCAGCAGUGUUGACCUGGAUAUUAGCCAUGACAGGAGCCGUGCAGGACGAAGCAAAAGAGGCACGGGCGAUGCGGGCAUGAAUAUUGAAGACUUUGACCUAGAAGUUGAUGCUGCGUUCUCUGACGACGAUCUCCCUCCUGCUGCGUCUCAGGCACAACGUGCGAGUCGGGCAAACUCCCAACCCAGAUCGCAUGCUACGACCUCCGGCGACGGGACAUAUGCCAACACUACGCAAGGGGAAUCAUCCUCUUCAUCCAGACCCAUCACAGGUGCCACUGAUGCAUUCCGUGAUUUAUUAACUGGUAAUCGUGACCAUGCUACAUGGUUCAAACACUUGGAUGAUGAAUACAUAAAACCAAAACUAUUGCUCGACCAGGGCCCAGGAUCUGGAUCUGGAUCCGGAUCCGGGUCAGGACACAAGGGAUCUGAUGCUGUAUGA